This is a messenger RNA of Anopheles moucheti, 850 nucleotides long. RefSeq names its product coiled-coil domain-containing protein 25. Bases 141 to 767 code for a protein of 208 amino acids. The transcript has 2 exons. NCBI's taxonomy places the organism in Eukaryota, Metazoa, Arthropoda, Insecta, Diptera, Culicidae. The record is from RefSeq and is a predicted model, not a curated record.
ACGAAGUAAACUAAACAACGUUUUUUCGGUGAACAUUUACGAAUACGAACCAAAAAGGCGCACCAUCUUUUCACGUCCAGCGCGUAAUGUAAAUAAGGUGAACGGUGGUAGGUAAAGUCUGCGCCAACAUCCGGAACACGAUGGUAUUUUACUUCACCAGCAAUGUCGUUCAGCCACCGGUGACACUGUUCAUGGGUUUGGAUAAGUACGAAAAUGAAGAUCUUAUCCGAUGGGGCUGGCCGGAAGAUGUGUGGUUCCACGUACACAAGGUGUCCUCGGCCCACGUGUACCUGCGGCUCGAGCCGGGCCAAACGCUGGACGACAUCCCAUCGACCGUACUGGAAGACGCCUGCCAGCUGGUCAAAGCGAACAGCAUCAAUGGCAACAAGAUGAACAAUGUCGAUAUCGUGUACACGAUGUGGGACAAUCUCAAGAAAACGGCCGCGAUGGAGGUUGGCCAGGUGGCUUUUCAUCGCGAAAAGGAGGUGCGCAUGUUUCGGGUGGAGAAGCGCAGCAACGAAAUAGUGAACCGUUUGAACAAAACGAAACGCGAAGAAUCGAUCGAUUUCCGGGCGGAGCGCGAAAAGCGGGACGCACUGGAGCGUGCUGAUAAGAAGCGGGUGGCAAGGGAGCAACGGGAGCAGGAAAAGGAGCAAGAAAAGCGACGCCAGGAGGAAGCGGAACUGCGAAGCUACAAUUCACUAAUGAAGCCGGAAAAUAUGACCUCAAAUUAUGACGCUGGUAACGAUUCGGACGAGUUUAUGUAGGACUUGCGGAUAGGAGAGAGAGACAAUGAAGCUGUUGUACCGGCGCGGGCGAAGGAUUAUGAAUAAAUUAUUAAUUGUUUUAU